Messenger RNA from Anastrepha obliqua, 6926 nucleotides. RefSeq names its product AF4/FMR2 family member lilli (gene Doa). Gene Ontology annotation, cellular component: nucleus. The transcript has 11 exons. The coding region runs from base 1 to 5694 and encodes 1897 amino acids. Gene Ontology annotation, molecular function: ATP binding; protein kinase activity. NCBI's taxonomy places the organism in Eukaryota, Metazoa, Arthropoda, Insecta, Diptera, Tephritidae. The record is from RefSeq and is a predicted model, not a curated record. Gene Ontology annotation, biological process: protein phosphorylation.
AUGAGUGAAAAUGUCCAGCGAUCCUCCGCUCAAACCAGUGCUAAAACAACAAUAACAAUAAACAAAGGAGCAGCACUGCCAAACACCAGCAAUGAGCCACCACCGCCGCCCAUAUCCGCUUCCACAAAAGCGUCUGCAGCUGCCAAAUUUAUGAUUUCUACGCCAACACCCACGCCCACGUCCAAAGACAACGCGCGAACUACCAAAACAAGCAGCACCAGCAGCAAAGAAACCAAAAAGUCGCAAAUUAUGGCUGUUGCUGCACCCUUAGUCGGUGCUAAUGCAACCAUUGCGCUGGACAAUUCACCGCCAAUGGUGCCAGUACCCGUGGCCGCGUUUGGCAAAUCCCCACCCAUUGCCGGCACACAAUCGGUAUCACAGCCAGCAUAUCACGUUGCAGCCACACAACUACCCACGGUGUUACCUUCCAGGAUGACGGAAUCCAAGACCAGUCUAUGCUCGCCGGUUUCUUCACCUCUAGGCGGGCGCAAAAAUCGGCCACUCUUGCCGGCGAGUCCCAAGUCCACUCCACCGGUCGCACGCAAGAACUAUCAUCUCUCCUACAAUACCGCUACUGGUACAAUAACAUCGCCGAUUUCAAUACCGGCGGUACCGCCACACAUGAUGGCCGCCAUGACGUCUAGCCCAGGUUCGUCUCUGUCGCUAUCCUCGUCGACCUCGUCACCUUCGUCCUCGCCUCCGCCACCCGUGCCAAUGCGUGCGCCCAAAUACAGUUCUAGUGGGAACGUGCACCGAUUGCUAAAUGCGAGCCCGAAGGAUGGUGCGGCGACGCCUUUGAAAGGUUUCAACUGUGUGCAUGGCGCCAAGCCAGUCGUGGGCUCACCGAAUAAUCGAACGGGCAGCGGCAUAGGCGUACGAUUACCACCAGAAGCCACUGCGAGCUCGUCUAAACCUUUGCCUGAGUUCGACUUGGACAAAUUGGUGGCACAACAGAAAGAGCUGGAGAAGCAGACAGCGGCUGUAAAAAUGGAUGCAAACAUUUACGAUGCAGAGAUUGAAAUGAUGAAUAAAUAUCUCAAAAGUCUACCCGAUUACACUGAGCUCGAUAAGAAAUUGCAUAAGGAAUUUCAGGAGUGCGAAGACUUAUACGAUCGCUUAAAACGUCGGCAGGCACCCGUUUCUAAGUCAAACUCCCGCCAAAGCGUCAUAAUACCCGCGCAAAGUGGCCAACAAUCGCCAAGCAAUUACUUCGAACCGGUCAACAAUUUAACUAAGUCAUCAUCUAUAAAUUUCGGUAAUCCUCUUCCCUCGUUGCAAAGUGCACAAUCAACUACAGCCGCCAACCGCUCACGGCUGGCAUACCCGUCGAUUUUUGCCUCACUCGGCCAGCAACAAAUGCCUAAACUACAACGCAGCACCUCAAGUAAUAGCAUGCCGUACUCAAAUCAGCCACAAUAUGCUGGCAUCCAAGGAUUUAUGGCAUCUGGUGGCUUGCCACAAUCGAGCCAACUGUCGGCACAGCAGAAGGACUCGGCCACCAACGGCUCAAACCUUUCAAUUAACAAACAGCUUAUGAAUGAUUUCUGGACGGAGAAUCUCGCCUCUUCACAGAAGCAUCAAACUCCAAAGCGUUCUAUAUGGAACUAUGAAAAGAUCUGUGCGCCUACGGUUAAUACAGUAGGAGCCGCGGGUGCGCCAUUAAAAGUGGAUGCACAAACAGCGAAAAAGCUCGCCAUAUUCGAUCCAACUGUUGCAGAAGCAGCACAAAAAGAACUCCAAAAGCCAAAUAAACUGCAAAAGAACGCAUCACUCUCGCAUUUGGAUAUGAAGGUGCGGCAGGCCGUUACCAAAGAGGAUCUUUACAAGCUAAUAUGCAAUGAAAAUUCACCCACCAAUCCCACGGCGCCCACAAGCUUCGUGAGUAAAGUGCCCGUGAAGAUAAAUACACAACAGUCAACACCACAGGUGCAGCCGCCGCCACAACAACUAACUCAAUUGGCGCCAUUGAACAAAAGCGUUUCACUCUCACAUGUGCCCUCUGGGCUGAUCUCCACACACGCGAACUCUGGGAAAACGCAAACACAGGCACAAUUCCCUGCACCGACAACGAAUAAUCUGACGCGUUCAUCGAGUCGCACACACAUACCCUGCUACAUGAAACAUUUGCCUGCUUUGAGUCGGAGCACAUCAAACACGGCCAUUCUGCUACCCGCGCCCCAAGCAGCAGCAACCGCUGCGAAGCAGAUUAGUCAGCCCAAAGCGCUAAUGACCAGUUCGGCAACAACGUUGGUCACGCCGAUAGGAGGAACGAAUCCACCCCGUGGUUUACUUAAGAGCUCUUCGAGUUCAAGUGUUUUUGGCGUUGGAGCGGCAGCUAAAUAUAGUCCGUUCUAUAUGCAGCAGCAACAUCAACAACAACAGCGGCCCAUUGGCGGUGAGUCAUCAUCCCAAACUAUGCUAGCAGCCGCUGCGGCCACACUGACACCGGCCAAAACUUCAGCCACCACUCCACUUGCGCCUGCAAUGACAACUUCUUUGGUGGCUCCAAGUGAGAAACCGAAAUCGGCGCUGAGUGAUGAGUUGAUGAUACGGCAGAAGCAGUCACAAGCGCUGGCACAAGUGCACCAGCAACAACACAAGAAAACAGAAAAACCGCAGCCGGAAAGUAAACAACAACAGACGCAGACGCAGCAGCAAGACGGCAAACAGUUGCAAACGCGGCCACAAAAGCAAAAUGUGUCAAGCAACAACGCCAACAUCAAAGUGGCGUGCGCUGCGUUGAGUAAAGAGUCUGGAACUGCUGUGACAGUUGCCGCGAGUGCAGCUGAUGUUGGAGCGGCCGCCGUCGUCACCACUACACCGUCAUCGUCUGAUCGCAAAUCGGAAAAGAGCAACAGCACGAUCAGCACGAGUAGUGUUACAACAACGAAUUGUUGCGCCACACAUUUGCCGCAGUUGUCGAAAUUCACAUCAUCAUUUCACAUACCGUCGGCCGAUGCCAAGACAGGCCAACAGCAGCCACAUGCAAAGCAAACCGCUAGCAGUGGUGGCAGCGCAAUGAGCGGCACUGCAGUUGUACAUAGUAGCGGGGAGACGGGCUACAAAGUCAACAAAACACAAAGUAGUGCCAAUUUGGAAUUGACGAAGCGUCAAAAGGAUGCGGAUAAUAAGAUCGAGAAAUGUUUGAAUGAAAUGAUGAAAAUCGGCAGCAGCAACAACAACAGCGACAGUAGCACUAGCGCCACUGCAACAAGUAACACAGUGGGCAGCCCAAAUAGUAAAGUGACUGAAGGUCAUGUCAACACGAAAGCAUUGUAUCAGCAACAACAACAGCAGCAGCAACAGCCGUUGCCAUUGUCUAAGAAAAGUUACCCCAUAGGCAAGUCGAAUUCCACCUCGCAGAUUCCAUUUGGUUACCAGCGCCAAGUGUUGCAGCCACAAUUGCAACCGCUGCAGCAGCAUCAACAGCAACAGCAACAAUUACACCAGCAGGACUUGCUGCGCCAAAAGAAGCCGCAAGCGUUGCAACAACAACAACAAAUGGUGGCACCAUCACAACAACACGCCUAUCCGCAACAGAAGCGACCCUUCCUGAAUUGGAAUUCAUUUGCCUGCUCAGCUAUGAGUGGCGCCACUGAUCCGUUCAUGCAACACCAGCAGACGGCGCAUAAUUUGCAGCACGCCGCUUCUGCGACAAGCGUUGGCAAAAAGCUUAUGCAACAGCCAUCCGCACAAGUUCAUCAUCAGCAGCAGCAGCAGCAGCAACAACAGCAACUGCAGCAGCCGAAAAUCGCCACUGGCCUAGCAGCUUUCUUGCAAAAGAACAACACCAAUAAGGAGAAUAAAUAUAUGAGUCCGCUGCAACAACAACAACAAACACAGUAUUUGCCAGGCUUUUUGCCAGCUCAAAAGCAGCAGCAACAACAACAGCAACACCAUCAGCAGCAGCAGCAACAGGCCAAAUACAAUUUCUUGUACGCUCAACAGCAGCAGCAGCAGCAGCCAACCACGCGGCUUGGUGGCAAUGCCUUGGCGCAUUCUGCAUCCUUUAGCACGGCGCAAAGGCCCAAUGGCUUCCAAUUAAUGGGUAGCAGGCCGCAGUUGUUGCCUGGGCAGUACUUCAAUGUGCCAACAGUGCAACAGCAGCAGCAACAGCAACAACAACAACAACAACCACAGCCGCAACCAUUGCAAUCCGAGCGUAAAGUAUUGCAAACCUUUGAGCCAUAUCUGUACCCGAAGCAGAGCAACUACAGCCUCGGCAGCAUGCAACAGAAACUAUAUCAGCAGCAACAGCAGCAACAUAAUGGCGGUGGUGGUGUUGUUUUGUCGCAGCACAACACACAAGCACAACAACAACAGGCAGGCGGCAGCGCUUCAUACCAUGCCGCGCCAUUUCCACUCACACAAUCAGCCUCCACUUCGGCCAUGUGCUACGAUGCGUACCGACCGUUGGCGCCGAACCAAGUUGCCGUUGCUGGCCAUCAGCAACAAGUGCUAAUGCAACAGCAACAAAGUAAUUCAGUUAUUUUAAAUCAAUCACAAAAUCAAAUGUCCAAAUCCGCACUAGCACUACACUAUAUCGAGACAGCAAAGCCCGUCAUACAAGAUGAUGCUGAUGGCCACUUGAUAUAUCACAACGGCGAUAUACUUCAUCACAGAUAUAAAAUCAUGGCAACUCUGGGCGAGGGUACGUUUGGACGCGUUGUCAAGGUCAAGGACAUGGAGAGGGACUUCUGCAUGGCCUUGAAGAUUAUAAAAAAUGUGGAGAAAUAUCGUGAAGCUGCCAAGCUAGAAAUUAACGCUUUGGAAAAGAUCGCCCAAAAAGAUCCACAUUGUGAACAUUUGUGUGUAAAAAUGAUUGAUUGGUUCGACUACCAUGGUCACAUGUGCAUCGUUUUCGAGAUGUUAGGCUUAAGUGUGUUCGAUUUCUUGCGCGAGAACAACUAUGAACCAUAUCCAUUGGAACAAGUACGACACAUGGCCUAUCAAUUAUGUUACUCAGUGAAAUUUUUACAUGAAAAUCGCUUAACGCACACCGACCUCAAGCCUGAAAAUAUACUCUUUGUCGAUUCGGAGUAUACAACGCAUUAUAAUCACAAAAUUAAUCGCGAAGUGCGUCGCGUCAAAAACACCGAUGUUCGUCUCAUCGACUUCGGUUCGGCUACAUUCGAUCACGAGCAUCAUAGCACAAUUGUAUCGACACGUCACUACCGUGCACCGGAGGUUAUUCUUGAAUUGGGUUGGUCGCAGCCUUGUGACGUCUGGUCAAUUGGCUGCAUACUCUUCGAAUUGUAUCUGGGCAUAACACUUUUCCAAACGCAUGACAAUCGCGAGCACCUCGCAAUGAUGGAGCGUAUUUUGGGUCAAAUACCAUAUCGCAUGGCACGCAAUCAUUGUCAUUACAGUAAAACAAAAACAAAAUACUUCUAUCACGGUAAGUUGGACUGGGAUGAGAAGUCAUCGGCUGGACGCUAUGUACGCGAUCAUUGUAAGCCAUUGUUUAGAUAUCAAAUGAGUGAUACCGAAGAUCAUUGCGAACUCUUUGAUCUGAUUAAGAAAAUGUUGGAAUAUGAACCAUCACAACGGGUGACGUUAGGUGAUGCGCUACGCCACCCAUUCUUCGACAAGCUCCCACCGCACCAACGUGUUGGUGAAGUUGGCAACAACAAGCAGGCCAUUUCUUCGGGUAGCAGCAGCAGUCGCGAACGUUCGCACAGCUUGUCAAGAUGAGAUUUAGCGCGAUUUGGUUAUUGUUAAUUAAAAUUAGAACAUCAACAGUGAACGGCACAGCAGCAGAAGAUGAAUAAGGAGACGAAGAAGCAGUAGAUGAUGAUGAAGAAACAAUAAACAACAACAAAACCAUCAAUAAACAAACGGAAAAUAUGAUGCAACUAUGAAAGCAGUAUGAAAGGCAAUUCCUAGGCGCAACGCAAGCAGCAUACACAACAACAGGUGAAGCGCAACAACAACAACAACACCACAAACCAUGUGAAACCACGAAAGCCACGAGAAAAAAGGCAAACAACGCAUCAACCUAAAGCAGCAGCAUCGUCGUCAACAACAACAACAACAACAAUUAGAUAGCAGCGUAAAAUAGGAACAACAUAAUUUGAUAAACUAUAUAGAAAUACAUACCUGCAAGCAUACAACAUACAACAACAACAAUAACAAUAGUAUGAAACACAAACAACAAACAACAAAGAUACACAAAACAGCAACACUUAGAAGAAGAAGAAGAAGAUGAAGAAAGGCAUACUCAGUUAAGAUUUAAGCAACAAUAAUACAAAUCCAAGUAAUAGUCCAGCUACUUUUUAUAAAAAAUUCGUUUUGUUUGCACAACAAAAACAAUACCUUUUCUAUGAUAAAGAAGCAUAAGAAAAGGAAGACUCGACUCGAACUAUUUGGAGGCGCGGUACACAAACACAAGAAAAUUGAGCAACAAUAGAAGGAAAACAUUUUUCGCGCACAUCCACACACACACACAGAAACGGCAACGCAUCCAUGUUUGUUUGCUUUGUUCGCUUUUGUGAGAAUAUUUUCUUAAAACUUUUCAAGUUACAAAGUUACAUAAAAAUUAUGUGCUUUGCUUUCAAGCGGCACCCACGCAUGUACCCACAUACAUGCGCCGCGCACAUAUCUACACUCUAUUACACUCUUACAUAUAUAUUUUGUAUUUUGCUCAUUUGUAAUCAUGUGCGAAUUUCAAUGAAAUUUUCUGCCAUUUUGCCAUUGCUGUGCGCCAGUUUGUGUGUGUGUGCAAAAAUCAGCAGGCAAUCAAGCAAUAAGCGCUGGCAUUGCAAGGCAAUUAUUUUUACCAUUAAUAUUUGUAAUAUUUAAUACAAAAGAAAAAAGAAAAUAGAGAGAAAAAAAUAACGAAGUUUCCUUGAUUUGUUACAUCUGACGCAAAACCUCACUUUGAAGCCGGAACAUUAAUAAAAGAUUAUUUUGCGCAAAUAAUUGCA